GGCAAGGAGGCGCUUGGGCUGGUGCGUAGAGCAUUCUGGGAGACAUAGUCCGGCUGGGGAGGGGAAGUCGGCGAGUGCGCAUGCUCAGGAGCGCGGGAGCUGCCCGCUGAGCGCGGAGGUGAGGGUGGGGUCCUCCCCCUGGAAAGGUUUGGGCAGGGACCCUGGUGGCGGCUGCCAACUCGUGGAUUCCGGCUGCCUUGCGGGACUGGGAAGUGCGGAGCAGGAACCUGGACACUCCGGUCCCCGGUUGCCUUGGCGGCACCAGGACCUGCAGGGGAACUCCCUAAAGCGGAAGUUGCCCUCCAGGACUUUCGGUAAAUGUAGUUCAGGAACCUCCGCAGGGUCGGCUGGCUGGGCGACAACCCAACUUUCUGCGAGUUUCAGGUUGAUCUGGAACCUUGAGGAGCAGAGGUUUGGCUCACGGGUCCAGGCGACCCUCAAAAUCGAAACCAUCCCCUUAAUAAAAGAGUCCCUCACAAAGCCCGUGCCUUACCCCCAGCUGCAGAAGGAACAGCGGAGGGCCGCCCCCAUUUGCAGAUGAGGAAACUAAGGCUCACAGAGACACAGCGACCUGCCAAGGUUACGUGACAAAUAGGCGAGAUCAGAAUCUUCGUCCUAGCUCACAGGCCCCGCUCCAUUGGUCUCAGGGCCUUUGUGGGCUCCCUGGGGGCUCCCCCAUCACCUCCUAGCUCCACCUAAAUCAAGAAACAGGACACAGUGGGGCAUUGCAUGGGGCAGACACUAGCCUUAGAGCCCAGCUCCCGUCGUUCCAAUGAGGCCUGUAGCACUGGGCUCCUCGGAACAUGUACCCCCAGAGGACAAGAGGCCUGUUAUGGUGAAGCUGGAGGACUCUCAGGAAGAGGAGGUCGCCCCAUGGAAUCCCGGCCCAGAGGCGGCACGUCAAUGUUUCUGGCACUUCCGCUAUGAGGAGGUGGCAGGUCCCCAUGAGGCCCUGGCCCGGCUGCGUGAGCUGUGUCGCCAGUGGCUGCGGCCUGAAGUGCACACCAAGGAGCAGAUGCUGGAGCUGCUGGUGCUGGAGCAGUUCCUGGGCUCGCUGCCCCCUGAGAUCCAAGCCCGCGUGCGGGGACAGUGGCCCGGCAGCCCUGAGGAGGCUGCAGCCCUGGUUGAGGGGCUGCGUCGGGAGCCAGGAGGUCCCCGCAGAUGGGUCACAGUCCAGGUGCAGGGUCAGGAGGUGCUAUCAGAGAAGAUGGAGCCCCUGGACUUCCAGCCCCACCCUCAAACCAAGCCUCGGACUACAGAAUCUGGGCCUGAGACGCCUCUUGGGGCCACGCAGAAGUCACCUAUGAGCCUUCAGGUGAAAGAGGAGCCCGAGAUAACAGAGGACCCAGAGUUUCUGGAUUCUGGGCCUCUAGCCAACCCCCAGGAGGCCACUUCCAUUCUCCUGCCUAACAAGGCCCAGGGCUGUGGGAUGGCACUGGACCAGGCCUCUUCCCACAGAGAGACUGAGCCUGAGGGGCCUUCAUGGAGAGAACACCCUGAGGCCCUGUGGCAAGAGGAAGCUGAGGGCAUCUUCUCCCCAGGCUUUGUGCUCCAGAUGGACAGUGUCUCUGCUGGCUCAGGCACUAUGAACCCCCACCUGCGCAUCCCCUGGGACUUCGGUGUGUCCGGCCUCACGGGCCAACUCCGGUCACCCUCCCGAGAAGGUGGCUUCUCACAUGCACUCCUGCUCCCCAGCGACCCAGGAGGUGAGCAGGACCCCAUGGACGAGGAUCCGUGCCAAGGCAUGGGCCACAUACUGGCCACUGCCCGCUGGCACGCUCCCAGGGGCAGGAGCCGGGGCCGCCGGAGCACAGGCGCCGGGGCAGUACGAGGUGGCCGUUGCGACGUGUGUGGGAAGGUGUUCAGCCAACGUAGCAACCUGCUGCGGCACCAGAAGAUACACACGGGAGAACGACCAUUCAUGUGUGGCGAGUGCGGCCGCAGCUUCAGCCGCAGCUCGCACCUGCUGCGCCACCAGCUCACUCACACUGAGGAGCGGCCCUUUGUGUGCGGUGAUUGCGGCCAGGGCUUCCUGCGCAGCGCACGGCUGGAGGAGCACCGGCGCGUGCACACGGGUGAGCAGCCUUUCCACUGCGCCGAGUGUGGCCAGAGCUUCCGGCAGCGCUCCAACCUGCUGCAGCACCAGCGCAUCCACGGUGACCCUCCGGGCCCAGGCGCUGGGCCCCCCGCGCCUCCCAGCGUGCCCGAGCCACCAGGCCCCUUCCCGUGCAGUGAGUGCCGUGAGAGCUUUGCACAGCGUGCCGUGCUGCUGGAGCACCAGGCCGUGCACACUGGGGACAAAUCCUUCGGCUGCGUGGAAUGCGGCGAGCGCUUUGGCCGCCGCUCGGUGCUGCUACAGCACCGGCGCGUGCACAGCGGCGAGCGGCCCUUCGCCUGCAACGAGUGCGGCCAGAGCUUCCGACAGCGCUCCAACCUCACGCAGCACCGGCGCAUCCACACGGGAGAGCGGCCCUUUGCCUGCGCGGAGUGCGGCAAGGCCUUCCGCCAGCGGCCCACGCUUACUCAGCACCUGCGCGUACACACGGGCGAGAAGCCCUUUGCCUGCCCUGACUGCGGCCAGCGCUUCAGCCAGCGUCUCAAGCUCACGCGCCACCAGCGGACGCACACCGGUGAGAAGCCCUACCAUUGCGGAGAGUGCGGCCUGGGCUUUACGCAGGUCUCACGGCUCACUGAGCACCAGCGCAUCCAUACGGGCGAGCGGCCCUUCACCUGCCCAGAGUGCGGCCAGAGUUUCCGGCAGCACGCCAACCUCACGCAGCAUCGGCGCAUCCACACAGGGGAACGCCCCUACACUUGCCCCGAGUGCGGCAAGGCCUUCCGCCAGCGGCCCACGCUCACGCAACACCUGCGCACCCACAGGCGCGAGAAGCCCUUCGCCUGCCAAGACUGUGGCCGGCGCUUCCACCAGAGCACCAAGCUUAUCCAGCACCAGCGUGUCCACAGCGUGGAGUAGCCAGUACUCGCUACACCACCUCGCUGUUUCCACCUCCGUGCUGUCUGUGGGUUAAGCAGGACAGACUACCUACCUCACAGGGUUGUUGUGAAGACUGCAAUCACAUACGUACAAGCAGGUUCCACCUAGGGCCUGACCCCCCUUUCUCCUCCCCACCAGUAGAUGCUCAAUAAACAGUAGAAAGAACCUGGGUCUGGGUCUAUACACACACACACACACACACACACACACACACACCACACACACUCUACUUCCCCACCUGCUGGGGUCCCUCUGCCAACUCCAUCCAUCCACCACUCCUAACCCCGUGGUUCCUAGGAGAGCCAGGGCUCCCUGCAGAGGUGGCGCCUAGCAGCAGCUGCCCACGUCUGUGGGGUGCACCCUGUACCAUGGCUCUUGUAUUGUUUGCCCAAGAUGCCUUCGACCCACACAUCCACACCAAGCCAGCUGCCAGGCGUGGACCUGGACUGGCCCAGUUCUCCCCAGCCAGCCAAGAUUAUCACAUGCAAUAGAAGUAGCAAACUGGUGCACAGCAGGCCAUAGCUAGCCUGGGGAUGUGUUUGUAAAACUUUAAACCUAGAGAGACAUUUCUUAGGUGUAAAAGGUGAAAGGAUUUAUCUGUAAAUCCACAUUCUUUCCAGACUUUACCCCAUUCUCCCAAGCCCAGCCUCCCCAUGCAAUAUAAAUCCAGUUAUUCUCACCCUAACCCCAGCCUCCCAAAUCUGUCCACUUGAGAGUUCUCCACUCCCCAGCACUGCUCUGACCCCAGCUACCUAUCUCCAGCCUGGAGGUGCACAGCACUCAGCCACCCUGCCUGCUCCUGCCCCUCCUUUCAAAAAUAGACACUACUGGGGGGCCUGCCGAGUGGCUCAGUUGGUUAAGAGCUUCCUCAAGAAUGUGAGCUCUGAGCAACAGGGUCA
Molecule: messenger RNA, 3894 nt
Organism: Hipposideros armiger (great roundleaf bat)
Lineage: Eukaryota; Metazoa; Chordata; Mammalia; Chiroptera; Hipposideridae
Gene: MZF1
Product: myeloid zinc finger 1
Exons: 6
Coding region: 773-2974 (733 amino acids)
Biological process (GO): regulation of transcription by RNA polymerase II
Cellular component (GO): nucleus
Molecular function (GO): RNA polymerase II cis-regulatory region sequence-specific DNA binding; DNA-binding transcription activator activity, RNA polymerase II-specific
Source: RefSeq, a predicted model, not a curated record